This is a messenger RNA of Homo sapiens (human), 2469 nucleotides long. It is a transcript of the gene RCVRN, whose product is annotated as recoverin. The transcript has 3 exons. Gene Ontology annotation, molecular function: calcium ion binding. The coding region runs from base 92 to 694 and encodes 200 amino acids. Lineage: Eukaryota; Metazoa; Chordata; Mammalia; Primates; Hominidae. The record is from RefSeq and is marked reviewed. Gene Ontology annotation, cellular component: dendrite; photoreceptor outer segment; perikaryon.
ACACCAGCCUUGAGCCCAGCCUGCGGCCAGGGGACCACGCACGUCCCACCCACCCAGCGACUCCCCAGCCGCUGCCCACUCUUCCUCACUCAUGGGGAACAGCAAAAGUGGGGCCCUGUCCAAGGAGAUCCUGGAGGAGCUGCAGCUGAACACCAAGUUCUCGGAGGAGGAGCUGUGCUCCUGGUACCAGUCCUUCCUGAAGGACUGUCCCACCGGCCGCAUCACCCAGCAGCAGUUCCAGAGCAUCUACGCCAAGUUCUUCCCCGACACCGACCCCAAGGCCUACGCCCAGCAUGUGUUCCGCAGCUUCGAUUCCAACCUCGACGGCACCCUGGACUUCAAGGAGUACGUCAUCGCCCUGCACAUGACCACCGCGGGCAAGACCAACCAGAAGCUGGAGUGGGCCUUCUCCCUCUACGACGUGGACGGUAACGGGACCAUCAGCAAGAAUGAAGUGCUGGAGAUCGUCAUGGCUAUUUUCAAAAUGAUCACUCCCGAGGACGUGAAGCUCCUUCCAGACGAUGAAAACACGCCGGAAAAGCGAGCCGAGAAGAUCUGGAAGUACUUUGGAAAGAAUGAUGAUGAUAAACUUACAGAGAAAGAAUUCAUUGAGGGGACACUGGCCAAUAAGGAAAUUCUGCGACUGAUCCAGUUUGAGCCUCAAAAAGUGAAGGAAAAGAUGAAGAACGCCUGAUGCCAACUGUUCAGCUGUCCUCCCUCCACCUACCACUCACAUGACACCCGUGAGCGCCUGUGCACACACACACACAUGCACACACACGCGCGCGCACACACACACACACACAUCCACCCCAGGGCCAAGAGAAAGGCCUGCACACAAGCCCACAGCACAGCUCCCUGCCAAACUGAAGCAUCUGUAGUGACCCACUGGUUCCUUCUUCCUGGGUCUUCAGCAUUCCCUCCCAUCAUGCCCGGUCCCACCCCUCCCUCUGUCCACCAGCCCAUGGCCCUGUGCUAAUCCCAGGAUUAGGCCAUAGGAGUCCUAAGUGUCACCCCGCUGUAAGCUCCUUUGUGGAGUGCUGGGUAAGCAGUUUCCAAUAAACGCAAGCUGAGCUGGGCACGUGGCUGCUGGUCAUCCUUCAACUGGAAAAGGAAAUGAUUUCUAUCAGUCACACCUCAAAGACAAGGCUGUGUUGCGAUGGCAGCCCUAGGCUGGGCUGCUUUGGUGCGGAAUGAGUCUAAUGCGGUCCUGCUGUCAUGGAGCUCAUGGUCCAGAGGGGACAAUGAACCUGGAAGGAGCCAUGACCAGUGGCCCAGGUUACCAUGGAAACGUGCAGAGCACCAGGGGAGGACACAGUGGAAGGGGCUGACUUGUCAGGGGGGAUCAGGGACCACAUCCCUGACGAAGGGAGAUUUAAAUUCAGAACCACUGCACACGAGGCGGGGGACGGGGUCGGGGUGGGGAAGUCUCAAACAGAAGGCGGCCAACACAGAGCCGCUGAGGCAUGAAUGACCAUCUCGAGUUCCAGGAGAAGGUCGGGGUGGCUGGAGGGUAGAAGGAGGAGGGAGAGCAAAGUGUGAGCUGAAUCUAAAAGGUAGGCGGGGGCUGGACCACGCAAAGCCCUCCCUGCAGCCUGUGGUAAGCACUUGGGGGCUCACCAUGGGGACAGCGGUGCCACUGUGGAGUUGGAAGUAGGAGGGGUUUAUGUUUGUAAGAGAAGUCCCCAGCAGGCUAAAAUAAGUCAGAGAGGAGCAACUGGGGGCUCCCUGGAGUCAGGGAGCCCGAUGAAUAAGCUUUUGCAGCCACUCAGAUGGCCUGGGCCAGGGGAAAGGCAAUGGGAUGGAGAGGACCAGAUCCAGUGAGGACACAUUUAGGAGGUAGCAUCCACCUGGCUGGCUGAGGGGGCAGGAGGAGAGAGGGCAGGAAUGGCAGCCAGGCCUGUAGCUUGGGCAGUGGGUGAAUAGCAAUGCCAUCUAUGGAGAUGAGAAAUACAGAGAGUCUUUGGGGUUUCAGGGAACAAUGAUGAAUUCAGCUUCAAUAUAGUAUGAGGUGAAGGCAGAGCCAUAGAUGGCCCUAAAGCCCCUUGUUUUAGAGACAAGGAAAAGGAGUCCCAAUGACAGGAAGCAGCUUGCCCAAGGGCAGCCAGCUGAUGAGCAGAGGUCAGGCAAGGGCUACCCACCGGCCCCCAACUGCCUCCUCAAAGCUCCAGGGCCUGGGAUACCCAGGAACUCCAUCAGUGCAUUCUCCAAGAUCCCUGGAUUUGUUGCUUUGAAGGCCCAUUUAUUCUCCAGCCUCAAGUUCCAAGAUGAGGUCAGAAAAAUGCAUGGAUACCCUGGAUUCUUGACUGACCUGUCUGCAACCUCUUGAGGCUGAGGAGUCUCUAGUUGCUGGUAUUGUGGUGAUGCCUCCAGACCCCACUUUAGCCACAGAGAUGACACAAUCACCACUGCCAAAGAGCACUCCUCUGUGUGGAGAGCAAACGUGAGAAUAAACACUUAUGAACCGUG